Messenger RNA from Jatropha curcas, 2173 nucleotides. Its product is annotated as Major facilitator superfamily protein. The record is from RefSeq and is a predicted model, not a curated record. Gene Ontology annotation, biological process: transmembrane transport. Gene Ontology annotation, molecular function: transmembrane transporter activity. NCBI's taxonomy places the organism in Eukaryota, Viridiplantae, Streptophyta, Magnoliopsida, Malpighiales, Euphorbiaceae. Gene Ontology annotation, cellular component: membrane.
CCAGUUGCUUACCAUUUCUAAAUUUCCAUGUAAAGCUUGUCUUAACAAAUAGUUUGCUUGCAAUACAAAAAGAAAAGAAAAGGUCCCACCUUUUCUGAAGACUUGUCUUCCUCCUCUCUUUCUCUCUGUAGUUUCAGAUCUAAAACACCCAAUCUCUGUUUGAGCUUCACAUUUUUUACUCAAAGAACCCAUCAAGCUGGUUUGUUUUGAUUCAAGGGAGGCAGAAUAGCAAGGAAAAACAGAUAUGGGCUUGUCGGGUAUCCAAGAAAAUGGGAAGGGGGAGGUGGAUGUUUCUUUGGGAGGAAAAAAUAAGUACAAGAGGAUGAAUUCUGAGUUUUUGGAGGAUUCUGAGGAUGCUUCGCUUCAUCAUCAUCAACAAUAUAUUAGUAGAAGCACUAGAAAAUAUGUUAUUGCUUGUGCCAUUUUUGCCUCUCUAAACAAUGUUCUUCUCGGCUACGAUGUAGGUGUGAUGAGCGGAGCAAUUAUAUUUAUACAAGAAGAUCUAAAGAUAACUGAGUUACAGGAAGAAGUUCUGGUUGGGUGUUUGAGCAUCAUAUCACUAUUUGGUAGUUUAGCUGGAGGAAGAACAUCAGAUGCUAUUGGUAGAAAAUGGACAAUGGGAUUAGCUGCUAUUGUCUUUCAAACCGGUGCAGCUAUAAUGACGCUUGCUCCUUCAUUCAAAAUACUAAUGGUUGGAAGACUUUUGGCUGGGAUUGGUAUUGGCUUUGGAGUUAUGAUUGCUCCUGUUUAUAUUGCUGAAAUAUCGCCAACUGUUGAUCGAGGCUCUCUCACCUCCUUCCCAGAGAUUUUCAUAAAUUUUGGAAUUUUACUUGGUUAUGUUUCAAAUUAUGCAUUUUCAAGUCUUUCAGUUCACACAGGCUGGAGGGUAAUGCUUGCUGUUGGAAUUUUGCCAUCAGUCUUCAUUGGAAUUGCACUUUUUGUAAUCCCUGAGUCACCAAGGUGGUUGGUAAUGCAAGACCGAAUUGAUGAAGCAAGAUCAGUCCUCUUAAAAACAAAUGAUAAUGAGAGAGAGGUAGAGGAGAGACUUGAAGAAAUACAAAAAGCUGCUGGAAAUGCUAAUGCAGAUAAGUAUGAGGAGAAAGCUGUAUGGCGUGAAAUGUUAAGCCCUUCUCCUGCGCUUCGCCGGAUGUUGGUUACUGGUUUUGGGAUUCAGUGCUUCCAACAGAUUACAGGAAUAGAUGCAACUGUCUAUUACAGCCCUGAAAUUUUAAGAGGAGCUGGGAUUGAGGAUAAUUCAAAGCUUCUUGCUGCAACAGUUGCUGUUGGCGUUUCAAAGACUGCUUUUAUAUUGGUUGCUAUAUUGCUAAUAGACAAACUUGGAAGAAAGCCACUGCUUUAUUUGAGCACAAUUGGAAUGACUAUCUGUCUGUUCAGCUUAGGUGUUACCCUCACAUUCGUUGGGGAAGGACAGAUUGGGAUUGCCCUGUCAAUUUUGUUCGUCUGUGCAAAUGUAGCUUUCUUUUCAGUGGGAAUUGGUCCGAUUUGCUGGGUUCUGACAUCUGAAAUCUUCCCUCUAAGGCUGCGUGCUCAAGCAUCUGCACUUGGUGCAGUGGGUAAUAGGGUGAGCAGUGGCUUGGUUGCAAUGUCUUUCCUAUCUGUUUCCCGUGCAAUAUCCGUGGGUGGAACUUUCUUCAUUUUUUCAGCAAUUUCUGCACUCUCUGUUGUCUUUGUUUAUACAUUUGUCCCAGAGACAAAAGGAAAGUCAUUAGAACAGAUUGAGUUGUUGUUUCAGAAUGAACACGAAUGGCAAGGUAGCGAAGUGGAGUUGGGAGAUGUUGAGCAUCUUGUGCAGAAAGAGUGACUCAAUUUUGAUCGGAAAGGCCAAUUAAACAAGCUAUUUGCGAGUCACUAAACCUUUAUGGUUGAAGAUGCAUUAUCUGGAUUGGGUACCUGUAUGUGUUUGCAAACUGAAGCAUCUAUGAGCUGGCAGCAAAUGGAGCAUGCAUAUUAUAAGCUUGAGUUGCAGAUUUUCGAAAUCCUGAAAUUAGUUUGAUCUGUAUGUCUAUUCAUAUAGGCUUGAUUCAUUUUGAUACCCUAAGAAAAUCAUAUUGAUAGGGAGUAAUAGAAUUGAGAUUUUUAGUAGGCAGACCUAUUUAUUAUAUUGUAACUAUAGUUAUUUCCAAAUAAACCUAAAUAAAGUUCAUUACUGAUA